Racocetra persica is the source of this 198-nucleotide messenger RNA. The record is from the annotation of a GenBank genome assembly. Lineage: Eukaryota; Fungi; Glomeromycota; Glomeromycetes; Diversisporales; Gigasporaceae.
GCCACCAGAAGACAUUUUGAAGGUACAGCCAUUAUCCGUUUUUGUGAUGGUGAGCGGUAAACGGUUAGAAACUACUAUAAGUCUGGUCACCUUCCCAUCAAAAGUUGGAGAAGUAGGAGACGGACUGUCAGCGAGUUGUGGCAUCUUGGAUCUAAAAAUUGGGAAUCGAGAUUUUAAAACUUUAAAAAAUACUGAGCA